This is a messenger RNA of Verruconis gallopava, 1176 nucleotides long. RefSeq lists its product as uncharacterized. The transcript has a single exon. NCBI's taxonomy places the organism in Eukaryota, Fungi, Ascomycota, Dothideomycetes, Venturiales, Sympoventuriaceae. Bases 246 to 938 code for a protein of 230 amino acids. The record is from RefSeq and is a predicted model, not a curated record.
CUUCGGAGAUGCAACGAACGGCCAGGAUGGAUGGGUUAGCAAGCAUUACAGACAAAAGUAUCUCUUUAUCAGUAUAAUCAUCAUUGACUGGCGCAAAUAUCGAACAAAAUGCCUUGAAAAACAGCCCGCCUGAGCUUACGUAAUUCUCGUCACCGACCUGCCGGAUUGGAACACCGGAGAAUGUAAUGUAUAUAGCGAAGACAUUGUCUCUGCAUAGCUUUAGCUCUAAAUGACUGAAAAUCAUCAUGUCCAAGGGCUCAGAGUCUUCGUACAGGCCUCCAGAGGAUCUGAAGGCGCGUCUCGCUGCCUCAUACAACGAUAUAGCCAUCGAGUACAACAAAUGGACAGAACCACAUAGCCACAUACGAAUACCCUGGCUCAAGAAGCUGUUCGACAGGCUACGAAUCCCAGAGGGUGAGGAGGCGAGAAUCUUGGAGCUCGGUGCUGGGGCUGGAGUCCCAACUGGAAAGGCUAUUCUGGAGUUCGCACCCACGGUCCAAUACAUGGCCAACGACCUCUCCGCGCGUCAGCUGCAGCUUCUCCAGGACAAUCUCGCGGAGCACAAGGACCGCAUCACUGCGAUGGAAGGCGACAUGUUUGCCCUUGACAUCCCCGCUUCGUCCCUGCUGGCCGUCGUGGGCAUGUACUCGAUCAUCCACCUUCCGCGCGACGAACAGUCGCAGCUGCUCGGGAAGAUUGCCAAAUGGCUCCAGCCCGGUGGCUACCUCCUCGCCAACUUUUCCGAGGAGGAACUGGAGGGACUCGUGAACGAAAACUGGCUGUCUGAGGGCGGUUGGAUGUACUGGUCCGCGUGGGGUGCGGAGAGAACGAAGAAGAUGUUGGAGGAGUCUGGGCUGGAGCUUCUGGAGAGCGACGUGGUCAGGGACGUGGUGGACGCGAAUUUCCUGUGGGUGCUUGCCAGGAAGAAGGAAGCGUAGAAAGAUGGAUUGCAUGAACUUGGACACGGGGGCCGGGCAGAUGGAAGUAUGGAGCUAGAUUUGCAGAACUCCUCCUUACAAUAGACUUCAAACAUUUAUCUGAUAAUCGAGACUAAUUAACACGGCUGGAUCUGUUGGAUGCUAUUCUUUGCUGUUGGUGCAUGGAUCAUUUCGCACGGCAUGGCUCGUAUUGGAUUAUCUUGAGACCUUUUUGGAGCACCUUCAGAGAGAACCGGAC